Molecule: messenger RNA, 1749 nt
Organism: Anoplophora glabripennis (Asian longhorned beetle)
Lineage: Eukaryota; Metazoa; Arthropoda; Insecta; Coleoptera; Cerambycidae
Product: protein cortex-like
Exons: 9
Coding region: 1-1749 (582 amino acids)
Biological process (GO): anaphase-promoting complex-dependent catabolic process; positive regulation of ubiquitin protein ligase activity; positive regulation of anaphase-promoting complex-dependent catabolic process
Cellular component (GO): anaphase-promoting complex
Molecular function (GO): protein binding; ubiquitin ligase activator activity; anaphase-promoting complex binding
Source: RefSeq, a predicted model, not a curated record
AUGGGUUCACCGUUAUCGUCAGUUCUGGCCAAUAUAUACAUGGAAGCCUUUGAGAAGAAAGCCCUGGAAUCCACAACGUUGAAGCCUAAGUGCUGGUACCGAUAUGUUGACGACACCUUCAUAAUUUGGCCCCACGGACGUAACACCGUAGUGGAUUUCCUGGAUCACAUCAGUGGAAUACAUCCAGAUAUCCAGUUUACCAUGGAACUAGAGAAAAAUGCCGCCCUUCCCUUCUUGGAUGUUUUGGUUGAGAGGAAACCAGAUGGCACUUUAGGACAUCGACCAAGAACGGUAUCUUUUCCGGCAGCCCCCGUAUCCUCCACCAGGUCCAGCCCGGCCAUCCAUUGCGCUGCCAUCGCGGUGAUGGACUCUAGGAGGAAUACCUCAGACAGAUUCAUCCCGCGCCGAGCGAAUGUCAACUUCGACCUGUCGUACUAUUCCUUAACCGAAGACAGCGAUGAUUUUGACACUUCCAACAUCAUGUACUCUGGAUCGUCGACUUUCACGAAUACUGCCAAAUAUUAUUACAAUCUGGCACAGUACCGAACACAUCUUUGGAAAGCCAUGAUGCCCAGAGACAACAAAAUCCUUGUAUUCUCUUCACCAAAGAAGAAAGGAAGAUGCGGCAGAGAAAAAAACUGCAAUACAAGCCUUUGGCCUAUACACCCCAGGUCCAAACCUCUGCUAGGUCGGCCUUCUAUUAUCCUGGACAUGCCUGAUCUUGAUACCGACAUUACUCAUCAAGUGGUAGAUUGGGGGAAGAAAGGCUACAUUGGAACGAUUUAUGAAAAUGAAGUCCAUCUCUGGCACCCAGAUGACAACUUAAGUAGACUGGUGACGAAUACACAAAGAAGAGUACAGGCAUGUCUGAAAUGGAACGAAGACGGAACGCAAUUCGGUAUGGCCUUGAGUAUGUCAGGCAUUGCUGUGUGGGACUUUAACGCUUCAAAGGUUCUUUAUUCCAGCCUUAUUAUUUUCCUUCAGAUGUCCGAAAGCGGUUCCUGCCUCUGCCUCUACGGUGGGUGCGUCGUGACGGCAAUGCAGUUCACCAGCAACAACUACCUGAUAACCGGCUGCUCAAGCGGGAGACUGUGCAUUUGGACCCCUUGCAUGGUCUGCAUCAGAACCCUCCACACUGCCCAUACGGACAUGCCCAUCAUCGUCAUUAAGUUGUCUUGUAACGAGAAUUAUCUCGUGACUACUGGUCUCGACAGGAAAGUUAGGAUAUGCAAGUGGCCCACCCUGGAAGGCCUGUUUCAGAUCUCCUUUACGGAGGCGCCCGUUAAGGCUGUGGCGUGGCACCCAUGGAGGGACUCACUGCUUGCAAUUGGUGGACCCACUAAUACUGCCUUAUGGAAUGUGAGCACACUAAAAGAAUUAGACUCUAAAACUCACCCUCAUGAGAACAAAAUUAUAGAUUGUUUGACGUUCAACCCACUCUCUGCAGAGCUGGUGGCGAGUCACUACAUUUAUGGAAGUGACGGAAAUGACUAUCACGUGCUGCUGGUGAUGAAAGACCUGGAAAACGUCGUCGAUGAGGUUGUAUUUCACGAAGGUAGAGUUCCCUAUUUGCUGUGGGACGCCACUGGCACAAAAUUGGCGACAGCGAGUACUGACGAAAAUUUAUGCAUAUGGGACUUUUUUGGACCGACAGAAGUAGAGAAAAGGUACCUGAAAUUAUCACAGAAGAAGGAGCUAAGUACGGAUAUGUUGAAGAACCUCAAUAUUUUUAACUCGUAUAUUCGUUAG